AUGGCCGAAGAAAAGUCAAUCGGCAUGUCUUCGGGCAUAGACCCAGCCCUCGACAUUGAACGGAGCAAAGCCAUCGACCCAACAAUGGAGAAACACUCCCACAACGCAGACGAGGCGAUGAAAGCCUUCGACGAGAUGCAAGGCGAAGCCAUCGAACUGGACGAAGCGACAAACAAGCGUCUCUUGAAGAUUAUCGAUUGGCACAUGAUGCCUAUCAUGUGUUGCAUUUACGGCAUGAAUUAUUUGGAUAAGACGACGCUUUCGUAUGCUAGCGUUAUGGGUAUUAAGGAGGAUCUGGAUCUCCAUGGGGAUCAGUAUCAGUGGCUUGGGAGCUUGUUUUAUUUUGGAUACCUUGCGUGGGAAUAUCCAACUAACCGCCUUCUUCAACGUCUCCCUCUGGGAAAAUAUUCUGCGGCGUGUAUCCUGAUCUGGGGACUGAUUCUUUGCUGUUUCGCCGGCGUGAAGAGUUUCUCCGGUGCUGUGGCUAUUCGAUUCAUGCUCGGUGUUUUUGAGGCGGCUGUGACGCCUGGUUUUGCUCUUUUGACUUCUCAGUGGUACACCAAGUCAGAACAAGGAAGCCGAGUCAACAUCUGGUUCUCCUUUAACGGCGUCGGUCAAAUCCUCGGCGGAGUAGUAGCCUACGGCAUCGCCGUCGGAGCCGAAAAGCACGGCUCAGCAAUCGACCCCUGGAAAAUUGUCUUCCUAGUAACUGGCCUGCUGACCAUUGUGCUGGGCUUCGUCUUCCUGUGGAUCAUCCCCGAUAACCAGCUCAAUGCGCGCUGGUUGAAGAAGGAGGAUCGCAUUCUGGCAGUUGCCCGGGUCAGGGUUAAUCAACAGGGUAUUGGCAACAAGCAUUUCAAGAUGUAUCAGGUCAAGGAGGCUUUGCUGGACCCUAUGACUUGGGCUUUCUUCUUCUAUGCUCUGAUUGCUGAUAUCCCGAAUGGUGGUAUUACCAAUUUCUUUAGUCAGUUGAUCAAAAGCUUCGGCUACGACGAGAAACAGAGUCUGAUUUUGGGUGUUCCCGGCGGCGCUGUGGAGGUUGUUGCUUUGCUUCUCAACGGCUGGGUCGGCCAUGUCACUGGCCAACGUAUCCUUGCCAGUUUGGGCGGUCUUGUCGCCUCGAUCGUGGGCAUGCUGCUGAUUGUUGCGCUGCCCCUGUCUAAUGAUGUCGGUCGCUUGAUCGGAUACUAUCUCACCCAGGCUAGCCCGACGCCAUUUGUCGCACUGUUAUCUCUCAUUUCUUCGAAUGUGGCGGGAUACACGAAGAAGACGACUGUGGCUGCCUUGUAUCUGAUUGGAUAUUGUGCAGGAAAUAUCAUCGGCCCGCAGACAUUUCGUCCUAAGGAUGGACCCCGCUAUGUCCCCGCUGAAAUCACCAUUAUUGUUUGCUGGGGGGUGUGUCUGUUCCUGCUGGUCGGGGUGUGGCUGUGGUAUCGUCGGGAGAACAAGCGCAAGAUGCUGUUCAUUGCCCGACCUGAGUAUGUGAGACUGGAGAAUCAAGAGUGGCUUGAUUUGACAGACCGGGAGAACCCCGAGUUCAUGUAUUCCCUGUAA
This is a messenger RNA of Penicillium nucicola, 1554 nucleotides long. Its product is annotated as allantoate permease family MFS transporter. The transcript is spliced from 7 exons. Gene Ontology annotation, cellular component: plasma membrane. The record is from RefSeq and is a predicted model, not a curated record. Bases 1 to 1554 code for a protein of 517 amino acids. Gene Ontology annotation, biological process: tripeptide transport; transmembrane transport; dipeptide transport. Gene Ontology annotation, molecular function: allantoate transmembrane transporter activity; dipeptide transmembrane transporter activity. Lineage: Eukaryota; Fungi; Ascomycota; Eurotiomycetes; Eurotiales; Aspergillaceae.